UGUUUGUUCGUCGAAUUGUAAUAAGCAUGUCUGAUUUUUAUGGCGAUUUUGUAUGUUUGUUUGGGAUAGCAAAGAUCAAUACUUUUGUGUCUUUCUUUGGGUUUUGUGGUAACAAAAUUAACCUGUGUUUGGUUGUCGAGAAUUUGGAGGGAAAGAAAAGAAAAUUGAAUGUAAUGCUCUCAAUCGAAAAAACUCGACUCAACUCUCCCAAAUAGGUCUCUUAGGAAGUAGUGAUUUUUUGUGUCUUCAAAACAAUGGGGAAGGACGACGAGAGACACCAUGAUGAAAAAGGGAUUUUCUCACAUCUUGCUCAUGCUGUUGGUGGUGCAGCAGGACAUCAUCCUCCUCCAGGUCACUACCCUUCACCUGGGGGAUACCCUUCACCCGGGGGAUACCCUCCACAAGGCUAUCCACCACAAGGAUAUCCACCACAUGGCCACCCGCCAGGGGGAUAUCCGCCUCAAGGCUACCCACCAGCAGGAUAUCCGCCACAACAAGGCUACCCACCGUCUGGAUAUCCCCCUGGAGGAUACCCUCCAGCUGGUUAUCCUGGUCCAUCUGCUCCUCAUCAUCAUGGAGUUCCUGGACCUGCUGGCAUUGGUGGGCUCAUUGCUGGGGCUGCAGCUGCUUAUGGUGCACACAAUAUGACACACGGUGGUCACCAUCUUGGGCAUGGUGGUUACUUUCCACACGGCCAUGGUCAUGGGAAAUUCAAGCACGGGAAGUUCAAGCAUGGGAAAUUUGGCAAGCGCGGAAAGCACGGGAUGUUUGGGCGUGGAAAGUUCAAGAAGUGGAAAUGAUUCCAUGUUCCUUGGACUGAAUUUUGGAUGAAUUUCGGUUCUGUAGAUGCCUUUUUUUUAAUGAAUAAAAUGCACACUUUUGAUGUCU
This is a messenger RNA of Camellia sinensis, 888 nucleotides long. The record is from RefSeq and is a predicted model, not a curated record. NCBI's taxonomy places the organism in Eukaryota, Viridiplantae, Streptophyta, Magnoliopsida, Ericales, Theaceae.